Molecule: messenger RNA, 5433 nt
Organism: Diabrotica virgifera virgifera (western corn rootworm)
Lineage: Eukaryota; Metazoa; Arthropoda; Insecta; Coleoptera; Chrysomelidae
Exons: 8
Coding region: 3-1448 (481 amino acids)
Source: RefSeq, a predicted model, not a curated record
AAAUGCACCAAGGGGCAUUCCUUGGUACUGGUUGGACCCGCGGUGGAGCUUCGGAAGUAGUAAGACGAGCCCAUCCUGCCUCUGGUGCCCAGUGGAAUGUUCAAGUCGUCAGGGGGAAAGUCAAUGGCAAAUGCCUGUGGAACGCCUGCAAAGCGCUCAGCUUGGGGCUGCUCCUGAUGGUGUUGGGAGCAGCUAUGGCUACUAUAGGUUAUUACGCUGAUCAUCUAUCGGUCGCUCCGGAGUUCAAAGGAAACUUUACGUAUCGCACAAAAAACGAGACGAAAAGUUUUCAUCUCAACAAUCUUUCUUACGCUGGACCCAUUGUCAUGGGAGUUGGAGGCUUCAUUGUUGUUGCUGCAUGUGUUAUGACUUUUGAGGCCAGAGACUCUGCUGCCAAAGUAGUACCGGCUAGAUUCAAGUUAAGUACUACAGGACCACCGAGCAUCUGCGGUCAUGGUAGUUGUAGCAGUAGACAUAGUUCAUUAAAAACAUCUGCAGUUCAGACUAUGGCUCAGCACCCUCAUCCUCAUCAGCAUGUAGCCUCGACUGACAGAAGGGCGUUGACCCAGUCUUUUUUACAUUUUUCUAGGGGCCUUGCGUUAGAAACGCAACAAAAUAAGAAUUUGCUCAAAAUUCCACAGGGUUCUAUCAAUAGAAGUCCAUCCGCUCCUGAUCUUGUCCUAGAACGUUCUGGAAGUACGGAACAGCCUCCUUCGCCAAAGAUACGGACACCUGUUCCACAAAAAUCCAAUUCUAAACCAAAGACUUUUGCAGCGUGUGCACUGCUCAAUCCUGGAUUGCUUCACAGACAUGCGCUCUCUGUUGAUGAAACGGCAGGAAAUUAUAGACAUAGUAAUGAUUCUCUUCACCCUGGUGGUAGCCAAGGAUCUAUGGCUAUGGAUUUACAUUUAGAGUGCCCUGUAACUUUACGUGUUAGAGACAGGCGAAGAAAUCCUUUAAAAAGACAGAGGAAAGUAGAGGAAGAAGCCAAUCAUAAUAACGAUAGUAAUAUUAGAAGAAGUUCACAUUCUUGUUCAGUGAAGUUGACAACGCAGAGUUUGAAAGAUACUUCCAGAAAAGGUGGCUCAGCUCAUCAAUUACCUACCCAAUAUACUCACUGCCGGUCUUCCUCCACAAAACGAAGAAGUUCUAAUGCAUCGGAUAUUGGCUCAAGAUCGAGACAACGGAGAAGAGACUGCAAUCCAGCCAGACAUAAACUUGAAAGGGCUAUCAGUUCAGACUCAAGACUUACAGGGACUGCCUCAAGGUACCAUCAGCACACUCCUCAAAGGACUCCGCACAUAACUCCUGAGGUCAGCCCGCAGAUAACUCCACAGCCUACUCGCGCUCAAAAUUCUUUGGAGACUGAUCCGGAUCGAGCCGGUUCUGAUACGGACGUUAGAUUUUCUCAGCACAGUGUACAUUUUAGUAAUAGUCCACAAAAAUAAGACAUAAGACGGCAAUGAACCCCUAGAGUAGAUUAAAGCCGUGAUAUUUGUGAAAAGUUUAAUUAUAUUAUAUAAAAAUAUCGUACAAAACAUGAUAUAGUAAUAUACACUCACCGGCACAAAAUUCCGCCACUCAAAAUUUUUGAUUAAGUUUGACAAUUUAUAACUUCAUUAUUUAUACUCCGAUUUUCAACAUUCUUUCAUCAGUUUGUAGGUACAUGUUUUCAUGUCGUUUGUUAAUAUUCCAAUAAUAAAAAAAUUUUGCCUAGAUAGCAUUAUACGGGGGUGAAUGGAAGCCUUGUAUUUUCUCCUAGUUUUAAAAAAUUCUGUGGAAAAAUGGAAUAGCUGAUUUUCCCUAAUAACACAAAACAUUCCAGGAAUGUUCCUAGAAGGUACACACAGGACAUUGAAAACAUUCCUGGAAUGUCCCCAAAAGCACACGAACGUCCCUGGAAAGUCCCAGAAAAGUGCUGUGUCAGCAUUUUAAACAUUCCUUGAAUGUCUUGUUGGAACAUUCCAUGAAUGUCUACGAAUGUUCUUUGAACAUUCACAGUAUAUUGUUUAGACUGAAUGUAUUGUUGAAACAUUCCAUGAAUGUUCUUAGGACAUUCAAAGUAUAUUUUUUAGACAUUAUCUGAAAUAUAUCGUCAGUGAUGUGACAAUACCUCCUAUAUGUUUUUUCAUGAGUUUUGCAGGAGACGAAAAACAUUUUUUACGGUCACCUCCUGUUUUCAUACGUAAGUUUUGACUUGUUUUGUAGUAAAUAGAUAGUUGAAUUUACUACAAAACAAAUCAAAAAAUAUAUGAAAACACGAGGUGGCCCAAACAAGUUUUUCAUCUCCUACAAAAUUCAUGAAAAAGCAGAUAGGAGGUAUUGUCACAUCACCGACGAUAUACCAGAAGUACAGUAGGAAAAAUGAAAGAAUACCCAUGAACGAACAUAUAAAACACGCUGUAUUUUCCUGUCACCGUGUCACACAAAAAACUGGUCAGCACAAGUACAUGUAGUAAUUAUUCUUGCACUGGACAAUUUUCUUUGUGACACGGUGACAGGAAAAUACAGCGUGUUUUAUGUUCAUUCAUGAGUAUUCUUUCAUUUUUCCGACUGUAUAUGUAGCCAUACCAAAUAAUACAUCCUUGAUAAAUAUAAACAUUUUUAUUGCACAAAAUCUUGUCAUAUAUUUUUUCCAUAAUCAUCACUACGAUGACGAUUCAUUGUAUUGAAUUGUUCAUUAGAAUUACAAUCUGGUCAUAACUCUGACCAAUGAGCAAUUUUAAUUUAACCUAAAUUACUACUGUUCCUUAAAAUGAAGAGCUUACCCAUAGCGUCUCUUAUCUAAUCUAACAGGCAAACAAGCACUAUGCUCUGCUUUUCUAACCGCACUAUUCUAACAUACACAUGCACACAAGCAUUAUGCUCUGCUUUUCACUAUCACUCAAACUAGUUCAAAAGGCUUUGUCCUCUUCAAUCUUCUAGUUUGCCCAGUAGUAUCCAGGAGCUGGAUUUCCUCAAUAUUCUUGUAGGUACUUACGAAGUUGUUGCUUGUGACUUCCAACUUUACUCCAACUUUAAAAACAAAUCCAGCUGUAAAAUAUUUAUGUGCCUGAAGGCUUUUGUAUGCUUUCAUCUAUAAUAUCUAUAAUAGUAAUUUGGUGGAAUGCACUUUAUGGUAAAAUUCAAUUCUGACUGAAUUGUAUAUGGAUCUAAAUCCCCAAUUAUUUUCAGCUUCAAUAAAUAUCUAAAACAAUAAAAGAAAUAAUGGUAUUGCUUGCAAAAUUCAUCAAUAUUGAUAAAUAUCAGAGAAAAAUUAACAUUGAUACAAAUUGUUUGCCCUACCUUUCUCCAAACAUCUGGUGUCUCCAAUAAUAAUUUCCUUAAAUAAUCACUUUGCAGUGUGGUAAAGUUUAUAAAGUUCACAAAAUACAGCAAACGAAAUUAAAAUGAAUCCAAAAUAUGACGAUAAACAGUGAAAUGAUGAAAUGAAAUGAUAUUACAAACAUAACCUCUGUAACCUGUAUGCCAUGCCAACCAGAACCAGAAGUCACGUGGUUUGGAUUGCCUAAAUACAUAUACACGCGCAGCAAAUUUGAAAAUGAAUGCAAAUUGAAUAGUAAAUGGCCUCUCUUAAAAUAUAGGACAUUGGUAGUAUGUUCAUAGAAUGUCUUGUGGUAACAUUCCACGAAUAACUUAAUCAGAUAUUCACCGAAUGUUCCUUGAAUGUCCAGUACAUUCAAACAUUAAUAGAACUUUGAUAGUACAUUCCUGGAAUGUUUUGUGUUGUUAGGGUUGUUUCAUAGUCCUGUCAUAAUAUCCCAGAGGCAUCAGUAAAAUUUUGUUUUUUGAAUUUUCCGAAUAUCGCUUUUUUUUUGGAAGAGCUGUACCAUUUUUUGUAAAUAAAAACACUGAUUGACUCAUAAAAUAGAGAUUGAAUUGAUAAGAUUAGAAUGGCCCGCAUGCAGCCCAGAUCUCAUUCCUAUUUAGCAUUUAUGGGAUGAUUUAAAAGAGCUAUUCGGCGUCAUCGUGGGCCUCCGGAAAAUUUGGUAGUUAUGUCCCUGGUAGAGAAGUAUCGAGCUACUCCCCAGGCAAGGAUAACACAUCUUUAUUCGAUGCUAAACAGAUUGCGAGCAAUCGUUGCUGCAAGAGGUGGACAUACCUGCUAUUGAAUUGUUUUGUUUUGUUGCUAAUUUUGUUUUGUUUUGUUAAUUUUAGUGCGCUUGAUAUGUUUAAUCAAAUAAACUUUCAAAGCAGUGUUUUAUUUACAGCUCUUACAAGAAAAGAGAUAUUCGGAUAAUUCAAAAAACAAAACUUUGGUGAUACCUCCAGAAUAAUACAAAAAUAGUAUGAAACAAAAUGAGCCAUCCAAUUUUUCCACAGAAUUUUUUAAAAUUAGAAGAAAAAAAAUUUUGUUACCGGAAUAAUAACAAAAGGCAUCAAUACAUGUACCUACAAACUGAUGCAAGAAUCUUCAAAAUCGGAGCACAAUUAAUAAAGUUAUAGAUUGUCAAACUUAAUCAAAAAUUUUGGGUGGCGGAAUUUUGUGCCGGUGAGUGUAGUAUACGAUAUUUCAAACUAUGUGCAAAAACUCUGUACAGAUACAGUGCGAGCUUAAAGUAUGGAACCAUAAAGCUAUCUGUGACACCCUGUAUGGUAUAUUAACAAAAUAUUGGUUAUGUAUAUUAGAUGGACUAACGAUUUAUAAUUUUAUAUUUGCGACGGUGCCAAAUGUACAGUUUCUGAGAUAUACGAUUAACAUGCGUUUUUUUAAGUAAUACCAACCGUACAUUUUACAAUCUUCUGUUUUCAUUUUACAAUCUUGACCCCUCAUAUGAAGAGUACAGGGAAAAACAAGGAAUGUCACAUUUUAUACAUAUUGAGAUAAAGACCAAUAAAGGUUUAAUUUUUAUGAUAUCAAAAACUACUUAGGAGAUUCCUAGCAGAAUUAUAGCAAUUCUUAUUCUAUAAUCUUAAUAUAAUAUGGAUCUAUAUUAACUUAUUAAUUUACUAAUGCACCAAAAAACUGCCAACAUUCCUUACUUUUGUUCAUUGGCGUGCGUGCGUUUUAACAAAACCAACAUAUUAUACGGGGUGUCACAAAUAUCUUUGUGUUUUCAUACUUUAGGUAAGCACUGUAUAAAUAUAAAAAUAUCGUGACUCCAAAUCCUAAGACGUUAGUUUACAAACAUAAUAUCUUUUUUAAUACAAUGAUAUUUCGUCAUCACUUCAUUGUCACAGUUAGUAAGUUAGCGGUUAGUAAUAGAGCUAAAAUCUGCCAGACGAAUAAGAGAGCACUCCAAAAAAAGAAUAUUAUAUCAUGAUAUUUUGUAAAUACUCAAAGGAAUAUUGUAAUUAAACUUUUCAGGAAAUGAAAUGGCAAUAAAGGUUGUAACUUUGACAAUGUUACCAUUGUGUAUGACUGAUGUUAUCUUUAGGAUAUGUAGAGAAACCAAAUAUCUUUAAUACUCGUAUAUUAUAUGGUGACUAAAA